UUAACUGGUCGCGCCGCUAGCAGAACAAAAUCCAAUGUGAAAUCGAAUAAAAAAAUAAAUAAAAAAUAAACGUCUUCUGGAAAUUGAAAAAUAAACACUAAAUAAAAAAAAAUGAAGACUGUACCGAAUUUAACUUUUUCAAAAUUAGAUCCCGAAACGGGAGAAAUUUUGGAUAGAUUAUUUGAAAAGAAAGAUUGUAUGAUCGAAAUUAACCCGGGAAGAGUGAUUUUGCCAGCUGGAUACAUGGAUAUUGGGCAGGAUAUCAUGGAUAUGGAGGUAUUGGAUUCUGAUGUCUGGAUGUGUUCUUACCCGAGGACUGGAUCUACUUGGUGCCAAGAGAUGGUGUGGCUCAUUGGUCAUGAUCUUGAUUACGUGGGAGCCAAAUCGCUUCAGCAGAUCCGUUGUCCACUUGUGGAGUUAUCCUGCAUCUUGGUGGACGGGCACGGGCAGUGGCACGACGAGUACGUGAAGGGCACAUCAGUGGAUCUGGUGAAGUACCGCCUUCCGCAUCCUCGCUACAUCCGCAGCCAUCUGCCGUGGGAGCUGCUGCCUACUAGUAUUGAGAAGGAUGACGGUUCCGCCAGGGCAAAGGUGAUCUACACGUCCCGCAAUCCAAAAGACAUGGUAGUCUCGUACUACCACUACUGUAAAUUGGUGCACGCACUGAAAGGCACCUUUGAGGAGUUCUGCGAUAUCUUCAUGAGAGACCGCGCUCCGUUUGGGCCCGUUUGGAACCACAUCCUCGGUUUUUGGAACAGACGCAACGACCCCAAUCUCCUGUUCAUAAAAUUCGAGGAGAUGAAGCGUGACCUUCCAUCUGUGAUUCGGAAGACCGCAGCCUUCCUCGGAAAGACCCUCACCGACUCUCAGGUGGACAAGCUGUGUGAUCAUUUGUCUUUCCAGAAUAUGAAAAAGAACAGGGCUGUUAACUUGGAAGCCAUUCUUGAGAAAUCGUUUGGUAAAAGUUAUUUGGAGGAGACCACACUUAGAUUCAUAAGAAAAGGCGAGAUCGGGGACUGGAAAAAUUAUAUGUCGGACGAUUUAUCGCGACGUUUCGACCAAUGGGCUGAACAGCACAUUCAAGGCACCGGGCUCAGUUUCGAGUAAGAUAUUGAAUUACGGGUCUUGUAACUUUAAGAUAUCGAUAUACUCUCUAAUUUAGUUGUGUUAUGUAUUUGGUUAUACUGGCAUUUUUUUAGGCUAUUGCGUAGUGUUCUAACGCCAUCAUGUAACACUAGUGCAUUUUUUCUUUGGUAUGUGGAUUUUACAUAUCCUCAGAUUUGAACUUGGUUGACUGAUUACUACUGUGAUGACAGUCCUAGACAACUGCGCCAAUUGUUCCUAAACGAAGUACAUCGUACGCGUGGUAUAAUAAAGCCAUAUGUUGACAUACGUCAUACAUUACAUUUGACGUACGUGAAAAGUGUGUAAGCACAGACGGUAAAAAUUCUGCUGCCAGUGUCUCGAACAAAGAAUUUAUCUAUAGUUUCCAUAGAUAUGUUUGCUUGUUCCGUGUGGUAUCGAAACGCGAAUGGCAUGACAUAUUUGGCAACGUGAAUAAUCAGCGUGAUAGAAAAAAGGCCUCUAUUCAGAGUGCCUCGAACCGCUGCUUGGAAAUACGUACUGCAGUUGUUAAAGGUUAUUUUGUGUAUUAAAGCGCAUAGCCCGCCAUUUUUGAAUUGUUCACACCAAUAAUUAUAUUAAUAUUUUUAAUCUUGUUUUUUUUAAAUAGUCCUUAUUGUUAGACAUAAUCAUUAUUUGAUGUAUAAAAAAAAUGUCAUCAUACAUAUUAUAUACUUGAUAAAGUUAUGUUGUGUUGCUUUCUAUCAAUCCGAAUUCAUGGUUAAAAGCGGAUUGUUAAUGUUUUUCGCAUGUAAAUACAGAAUAAGUUAUUCCACUA
Hyposmocoma kahamanoa is the source of this 1900-nucleotide messenger RNA. It is a transcript of the gene St2, whose product is annotated as sulfotransferase 1C2. The transcript has 6 exons. Gene Ontology annotation, biological process: sulfation. Lineage: Eukaryota; Metazoa; Arthropoda; Insecta; Lepidoptera; Cosmopterigidae. The record is from RefSeq and is a predicted model, not a curated record. The coding region runs from base 112 to 1107 and encodes 331 amino acids. Gene Ontology annotation, molecular function: sulfotransferase activity. Gene Ontology annotation, cellular component: cytoplasm.